AUGCUGGGCAUACACAUCUUUGCUAUGCUGUUCUACGUCGCCUCUGUAGCUUCUAGUGUAUACCCGACCCGCCCUAUAGCCAAGACGGUUAUGGGCGCUGGUCGUCUCUCUUCUGUGACUUGGAUCAACGAUAAAACCUGGCCGUCUUUGUCGGAAAUGGGACCCAUGAAAAUUGACCUCUAUCUUGAAGACGACACAUUUGUUGCUACACUAGCCAAAAAUGUUGACCCCACUCGGAGGUCGCAGAAAAUUUGGAUCUCUCCAACCUGGGGGCCCAACGGCUCGGAAUACCACAUGCGUUUUAUCUGCGAGACGCCGCCGCUGACAGUCUACACCGCCGAUUUCACGAUCACUGCUAUGGACGAUACAUCACCCUUUCAAGGCGCAGAGAAGGCUGUCAUUUCUUCUACCGUUGGAGGCGCUGAGGCUGCGAUGUCUACAUCUUCCGCUAUUGCGCCUUAUCCCAGCUCUCCCAGCACUAUGACUACGUCAUCCACUGUUUCUUCAACUACGCAGACAUCAAGUCCCACCAGUACAACCUCUUCACCUACCGGCACUCAAACUCACAACCCAUACAUGAACAAGGCCAAAACUGGUGCAAGUGGCGGGGGUCUCUGGACACGAACUACUGUCGAUCUCGAACGAGUCAAGUUCCGCUUGGUCUUCAUCCUCUGGCCCAUGAUGAUUGGGAUCACAAUGGCGAUUUGA
Messenger RNA from Fibroporia radiculosa, 708 nucleotides. RefSeq lists its product as uncharacterized. The coding region runs from base 1 to 708 and encodes 235 amino acids. Lineage: Eukaryota; Fungi; Basidiomycota; Agaricomycetes; Polyporales; Fibroporiaceae. The record is from RefSeq and is a predicted model, not a curated record. The transcript is spliced from 3 exons.